AUGAAUGGAAGUAGUGCCAAGAGGAAGGGAGGAGCUUACUGGGCGUCAAGUAAUGUAGACGAAGAAGAAAAGCAACCAGGUUUGAGAGAUAAGAAAUAUGAAGGAUAUUCUAAUCUCAAGGGAAGUCAUGAGCAAGCCCAGAAAAAAACUUAGAGACUGCAAGAGAAUCAACUAGCUAAAAACCUUGAAGAGGAAUACAUUCUGAAUAUGCAAAAGCAAGUUGUGUUGAUGGAACAUGAAAUUAAGUUGCUUAAGGAUAGAGAAGUAGAUUAGAAGAAUAAAGCUAGUGGCUAUGAAACACUACUUAGAGAUGGAAUCCCCCUCAAUGAGCACUUCUUAGCUCUUAAAAAUAAGUUCAACAAUGAAAAAGAUGACCUUGAAAAAUACUCUAAAAAUCUAGAAGAUGAAAUUAAAAGAGAGGAAAUGAAUAAUAAAAAUAAGAGGCAUAAGAUUGAGAUACUCAAAAGAGAACAUGAAGAGAUAUCCAGAAGCUUCAAUCUAUACAAGGAGAAGACUACCAAUGACAUCAAGGCUCUUGAAACAAAAUUGUAUAAUGAGAGACAUACUAAAGUAAUUUUAGAUAAGGAGAGAUAAAUCCUGGCAAAGAAAUUGGCGGAAGUCAAAAACAGUAACUAAUAAAUGAAUAGAGAGAUCCAAAGAAAUAAAAUGUUUAACAAAAAAGAUGAGGAUAGAAAGGCAAAGAAGGAGCAGGCUGACAAAUUUAGUAUUAUUGUCAGAGAUUAAAACAAAGACAUUGAGGAGCAUGACAUUAAAUUAGAUUAGGAAAAAAGAAGAUUAGAUGAUAGAGGGCUAAUUAAGAAGCAAAUGGAGGUAACCAUGCAACUAAAGCAGGAUGCCAAUAAAGUAGGAAUAGAUAUUUCAAUUGCUUAAAGCAGAAUCAAGGACCUAGAGGGGUUAAAGGAGAUGACUUAUCUCUAGCUAAAGGACAUUAUUUCUGAUAAAAGAGUAGUUGAUAAGGAUAAUGAAGACACAGAGUAGAAAAUCGCUGGGAAAGGCAUGACUGAAUAAGAACAGAGAGCCAAAUAAUUAGAUGCCGAAAGAGAACAGCUUAAGAAAAUUUCAAACUCCUUGAAGUUCUAAAAAGAAAUCGCUACUAAUCUCAUGGAGAGACUCAAAGAGGAAGAGACUAAGGCUAAGGAUAUGCUCGACGAGAAGAUCAAGCAGCAAUAGUAACUAAACUAAGAUACAGUUGAUUUGAAUGAAAUGAGGUUAUAGUCAGCUAAAAACAGAGAGGAGUUAAUCAAACUUCAAAUUAGGUUAUCACAAUUAUUAGCUUCUGAGGAAAGAAUGAUUGAGGAACUAAAAAGACUUAGAGCUGAAAAUGAUGCAUUUAUUAAGGACAAUAUAAAGUUAGAGGAAGGAAACGCUAAAUUACACAAGGAGAUUAACUUAACUAUCCAGAAGAUUGAUAUAAAUGUACUUCUCAAGGAAAUCGAUAUCGAAGACAUGAGGUUACUUGCUCAAAAUAACAAACAAAUGAAUUCAGCCCUUAAUAACUUAAUUGGAAAAUGGGAGGAUUAACACAAUUAGAUUGAUGUUUUUGAAUUUCUGAGCUUACAGAAGAACGCCAUCUCUCUUGAGAUAGCAGAGACUAUGAGAAACAAGAUUCUUAAAAGAUUUGAAGCUCAAGUUAAAAUUCAUGAUUUGCUUAUUUCAGGCUCAGCACCUUAUUCUAUAAACCAAUACAUAGCCCAACUCAACUCUGCUAUCUUGGAAGAAGCAGUAGCCUAGGAUAAGGGUGAAAGAAUAAGACACCCAUCUGAAAAAAUCUAGCAUGAAUGGGAUGAUGGCGAAGAAGUUAUAGCUGCCUCGAUUGAUACACAUGCUGCAUAUUUCCUUAAUGUUAUUAAGAAAGAUUCUCCUAUGAAGAACAUACCUGCUGAACUAUCAUAGAUUGAAAAAAUAAAUCAGAUGAAAUUAAAGUCAAUAGUGAACUUUGAUGAUGAGGACAUGCUUUCACAUACUAGCAAAGAGAAAGCAGAGCCUGAAUAUAAGUAAAUUCCUUUAAUUAGAGAAAACAUCGAUGAUGAGUUUACUGAGAUUGAGGUUUACAGAAAAUAAAAGCAGAGAGACUACGACAGAAAAGAAGAAGAGCGCAAGAAAUAAGAAUAAUUAAAACGAAAAUUAAAUGAUAUUCAAAGAGAACAGAGAAAUCAAGAAGAAGAACUUUCUAAGAAACAAUAUACUUAUGACUCAAAAGGUGAUAUCAUAUUAGUGAAAAAUGUAAAUACUGAGUAGCUUGGAAAGGAUGUUAAUCUUGAGUUAAGAUACAAUUUAAGAAAGCUACCUUCAUCAACCAAAGGUCUCUAUGCUUUUGAAAAAUUAUCUCAAAAAACUUAAAGUGUCAUUUCUAAAAAAAGAGAUUCCAAGAGCAAUUCUUAACCUGAAGACAAUUAAGAAGAUAUUGAUAAACCAUCUAAGAAAAAUAAGAAUCAAGUAGAUUUCUUGCAAACUGGAAAAAAUUUAAAGCUAGCAUUCCAAGGAAUGAAGCAGGUAUAAAAUGUUAUAAUCCCAAUGGGUUCAAACUUUGAUAAAAUAGAACCUGAUAUUGGAGUUGUCCUUGAGGAGAAAGGUAGGGCUAAAAAGGGAUAGAGCGCAACUAAUCAAGUAGCUGGUAAACUUUCAAGGUAGGACUACAAUGCUAGAUUCAGUAAAACUAGCAUAAAUUUCUCUUCAAUGGACAGCACAAUUCUCAAUUAAAAUAUGAUGACAACUUAAAACUCAAUGCUUGGAGCCGAUUUAUACAAGCAAAGAGUUAGUUAGGUGCAAACCUUCAAGAACACUACAGACACUGAGUAAUCACAAAUCAAGUUGCACAAUGUUCCCAAGCUUAAUAUAGACUAGUCCUAAGACUAUAAUAAUACUCUUCAGCUGAGCUAACCAAUUAAUGAUUCUAUGAUUUAUAAUCAUAUGAAUUAAACCUAAUCAUUUCAUUCAAGAGACAAGAUAAACAUUAAAACUAAAGCUCCAAAUCACCAAUCACUCCUUUUAAGUCCCCUAAACUUAAACAACAGAGAUUUUUUCUCAACAUCUCAAAACUUUAACUCUUCCUUGAAUUCUACUAGUCAAAGUUUUCUACCUAAUGCAAAUUUUAACAACUAAAUGAAUAAGACAAAGUCCUAGCUAUUCUUGCAUAAGAAUUUACCAAAGCUGCAUGAAGAGGAACAUGACGAUUCAUUCACUUUACCUCCACUGAGAAGCCAACUUGACGAUUUUAACAAAAAUAUUGCAUAAAAUAAUGGUGUGGCACUUAUGGGAGAGUAAAAUUAGGCCAAAAUGAAGCAGUAAAAAAUGCCUGUGACUUAAAUUAAGAGUAUUCUCAAGCAAAAUAAGCUUAACAAAUAAAUGAGUCACACCCUGACUGGAUUUAAGUUAAGUGAGAGCAAUUAAAGUUUGCUUAUGAGCAUGAAAUCAACUCAGAUAGGCUUCGGGUUAAAUCAGAGAUCAAGACCAUAUAUUGAAAAAGUACCCUCAAACAAUAAAAAUCAUUUGCCUCCUCCACCUCUUGGAAAGUCUUUAGGACAUGGAAUUAAUUGA
Molecule: messenger RNA, 3558 nt
Organism: Stylonychia lemnae
Lineage: Eukaryota; Ciliophora; Spirotrichea; Sporadotrichida; Oxytrichidae
Source: the annotation of a GenBank genome assembly